Vanessa tameamea is the source of this 1987-nucleotide messenger RNA. RefSeq names its product nucleoporin NDC1 (gene Ndc1). Gene Ontology annotation, molecular function: protein-macromolecule adaptor activity. The transcript has a single exon. The record is from RefSeq and is a predicted model, not a curated record. The coding region runs from base 237 to 1934 and encodes 565 amino acids. Gene Ontology annotation, cellular component: nuclear pore transmembrane ring. Lineage: Eukaryota; Metazoa; Arthropoda; Insecta; Lepidoptera; Nymphalidae. Gene Ontology annotation, biological process: nuclear pore organization.
UUGACAUACGGCGGUUGCAAGCCGAAGCAUUUUUAAAUUCAUAUUUCUUGCACCGAAAUGCAUUAGUAAAAUAAUAUUAUAAAUUUAAAAAGCACGAUUUUUUGUACGCUUAUGAUGUGUUAAGACUAAGAAGAAUUAAUAGUUGAACAAUUAGUUAAAGGAACAAGUAAUUCGUUGUGCUUCGUUCACAAAAUAUAUGGAGAAAUCUUUGAACUAAAAGUAACCUAUUAGUCAGUAUGGAAACAAAAAGUGAAAUAUUUUCGCAGCGUUUAGUAAAAGCAGUAGUAUGGAACAUAACUUUACAAAUUUCUCUGGCUGUAGUAUUAGUGUUUUUUAUUCAAGUCGAUUUAAUUCAUCCGAUAUCAUGGAUAAUUUCUACAUUUAAUGAUAUUUUUAGUUGGAAAAUGGCAUUAAAUGCUAUACUUCUAGGACUAGUAUCAUUCUUUCAAGCAUAUUUAUAUGGGAGUUAUUUUUCAGUUCCUGUACCAAAAUACUUUACAAGAUUCUCAAUGUUUUUAAAUAUAUUUUCUGUGCAAAACAUUAUAUUCAGCACUCUUUAUGCUUUGAAUGGUUAUUUCACUAUGAGUUUAUAUUCUUCACUGGCUAAAAGCAACUUUAAUAUCUUGAAGAAGAAGUGUGAGACUUACGAUGGGCAAUGCCUGGCUGAGCAAAGUCUAUUUCUGCAAUUUGGAGGAAUGUGGAUGGGAUUAUACUACUUUACUAGUGCCCAUUUGUUAAGUGCUACAGUACUGACAUUUCCCCAUAUUUAUCAAGAAAAAUUUCAGCAAAUUAAACUUGUGAUAAGUAAUAUAGUGGCAAUGGGAUUUCAACAUUCUGUAACACCGGUAAUAUACUAUUGCAUAUUUUACUAUGUAUGGGGUAAUAAGCCUAGAAAUGUGGUAUCUGAGGUGUACAGUUUAUAUUUGGAAGAUCCUCCACUGGAUAAUAUUUUUAAUUUAAUAAGUUCCGGUAUUUGGAUUGGCCUUUGGUUUUAUACGAGUUUAUAUUUUAUUUCAAUAUAUACCAUGAAAACAGUUUUUAACAUAGUAUUAACAGAACCAAUGAAAUUCCCAAUUGAAGGUGAUGCCCAGUUCACAUUAAAUAAUGCUCUAUCACAAAGAUUACAGUUUACUGGUUAUUUGGGUGCUCAGGACUUAAAAUACAUGUCACUUAUGGAUUAUGCUAGACGCUCACAAAUAUUUACUCUUUCUCAACCCGGUGGCCAUCCAAGAAACUGGAAUAAUUUACUGGAGAAAUGUCUGCAAAUGAUUAAUCAAUUUAAUAGUGAGUUAGACAAAAUGAAUAAUGAUUCUCAUUCAGUUGAAGCUGAAAAUACACAUAAUAGAAAAACUUUUAAUACAAUUGCUCCACUAACACCACCUUCUGUUUACUCAAGAUCACUAAGAAAUAUGGCUCAAUCGCCAAAUUUACUUGAGCUGAAAGAUCACAACAAAAAUAAAGUGGAUGAUACUUUUGCUACUGCUAUUAAAGAAGAAUUUAAAAAUUUCCUGCUUAAACUUUCUCAAAAACCUGGUAUCAAUUAUUUUUUUGGAGAGCUUGUUGACACUAAGCUGAAAUUUAUUCUUAUUCAAGCACAACCAGUUAUAUGGACAUGUGAAGGUUUAGCCUAUAUUGUAUCAGCAUCAUUAAAGGAAGACAAAUAUGGUGUUGUACAAAAUGACCUACCAAUAGUUUUAUCAACAUUAAUUUAUCUUAAGCAAAAUUUAGAUAAAUUAACCAAAGCUGGUCUUGUACCUAGAAAACAUAUUUUAAAUGAUGUUCUUGCAAUUAAAAUUAGAAAUGCUCUUUUGUCAUCAGUAAAAAGAAGUUUAUAUAAAAUUAUAAUGACAUUUUCAAAGUUCAUUCAUGAGAUACCAUUAGACCCUGAUGUUCAAAUUGCUAUUCAAUCAUUUUUAUCAUGUAAAGAGGCAUAAAUGUGAUAUGUAUGUAUGUAUUAUUAUAUUAGUGAAUACAUUUUUUUUCUUAU